CGCGCCCAAUCUCCCAGAAACGAGGCUGACAAAGAAGAACUGUACGGCUUACUUUCUCACUGUGGAAAUGGCGCUUCGUGUUGUGAAAGCCUGAAGUCUGCUGAGGCUUUCGUUCCUGAUAUUUUUUAACACCUUGAUGACUAUUGGAAUUAUUGUAUUUUGAGAACAAUCGGAUUAUGACAGAGGAAGGAGAGAUUCUUGGGGAAAAACAAAGCAACAGUGGCUCCGAAGCCUUCAUCAUUCUUGGACAGUGAACAAUGCAUGACUUGACUGCCCAAGUCACCAGCAGCCUGCUGCCCUUCUCAGGAGUGACUGUAGAUGCUCUGGGUGAGGAUGAGAUCAGCCUGGACUGUGUUCUUCAUGGCAAGUUCACUGUUGGUCAAAGCGGGUUGGCCUGGUUGGCCAGUGGACCCCAUCUGGAGGUUGUCCACGCAGUGACAGGAGAGCGGCUGUCUGCACACUGUUUCAGUGGCGGCGGAGAGCAUCCACCCAUUGUCCUCACUGCCAGGGAUUUCGGCUGGCUCAAACGGUCUGGGCUGUUGGUUGGCUUGGAGGAAACCAGAGGCAGCGUUCUGUGUCUGUAUGAGUUGGGACUGUCUAGAGUGGUGAAAGCUGUGGUUAUACCAGGCAGGAUUACAGCUAUUGAGCCUCUAGUGAGUUAUGGUGGAGCAAGCACCUCCACCCAGCACCUGCACCAGAGUUUACGCUGGUUCUUCGGCAUUGCUGCAGUAGCAACAGAUCUUGGUCAUGUCCUGCUUGUGGACCUCUGUCUUGAUGAUCUGUCCUGCAGCCAGUGUGAACUGGAGGCAUCGGACCUGCAGGUGGUGACCAAAUCUCCAGCAGACAUCCCCAGGCUCAGAGAGGUCAGCACCAGAGAGGGCAGACAUCUCUGUCUGCAGCUGAACCCGCCCGGUAGCGUUGGUGUCACGGCCCUGCAGUACAUCUCCAGAACCAACCAGCUGGCAGUGGGAUUUUCUGAUGGACACUUGCAGCUGUGGAACAUGAAGACUCUGAAGAAGGAAUACCAGUCACAGUUGGAGGGUGGCAGGGUUCCUGUUCAUGCUUUCGUCUUCCAGGAGCCAGAGAACGACCCCAGAAACUGCUGCUACCUCUGGGCUGUCCAGUCUUCUCAGGAUCUAGAGGGAGAUCUGGUUUGCCUUCACCUGCUUCAGCUGGCCUUCAGAGAAAGAAAAUGUUUGGCUUCUGGGAAGAUCCUCUAUGAGGGUCUUGAGUACUGCGAGGAACGUUACAGUCAGGAUUUAAGUGGCACGUCUUUCCCUGUCAGGGCUCAGGCCACAAACACACGUCUGCUGAGCUGCCAGACGAUCGAGAAAUUCAGAGCCCAUCCUGACAGGGACGACAGUAUGAAUGAAGUUGCAUCCCCCGACACCAGUUUGUCUAUCUUUUGCUGGCAAGUCAAGGCUUAUGGUCAGGGAAGUCCCUCUACGUACAUAGGGGUCUUUGACAUCAAUCGUUGGUACCAUGCACAAAUGCCUGACUCUCUGAGAACUGGGGAGUCUCUUCAGAAUUGUCCCUACCUGGCAGUUUGGUCCCUGGACUUGGUGGUGCAGAUGGUGUCUCCCCACACCUUCCUGGAUGUGGUUGUACAUGAACGCAGCCUGAGCAGGGGCCUGCCCUUCACCUGCCCCCCUCCAGAACAGUACUUUAACCCAACCACAUAUAACUUUGAUGCUACAUGCUUACUUACCACUGGAAUUGUGCACUUAACUUGCUCUGGGUAUCAAAAAGAGACCUUAAGUUUUUUGAAGAAAGCUGCUCCUUGUUCCAGUGACAUCAUCUCCAUCAGCUACUCCCACUGCCUUAUGUCUGGCCUCCUCUCAUCUCGCCUGUCAGACAGUCAGGCAACCAAUCUCUCUCAGGAGGAACAGCUUGAUGCCAUCUUAUCAACAGCAGUUGAGACCAGUUCCUUGGGAUUGAUUACUGGUUGCAUUAAGCAGUGGACUGCUGAAGAACAACCAGGAUCAGCACUGAACCUGCGCUACAUCCUGGAUUGGGCUUGGAACAAAGUAGUCCAGACCAAAGAGGAGCUUGAUGCCAUCUGUGCCCCGUUGUUCAACAGCUCAUCCAACUUCACUGACCCUCAGACCCUGCAGCUGCUGCAGCACACCCAGAAAUUGCUCAGUAACCUCAGUGCCAUCUUCCACUGCCUGCUCAAUGAAGCUCAGGAGCUCACACAGCAAGGUUUGGCAGGUCUAAUGAACAAGAACAUGGUGUCCUGUUUAAUUUCCAAGUACGCUCAAGUGGUCCUCUGGUUCUGUCGCACCGGCUUACUCCCGGAGGGAUCAGAUGAAGAUGCUCUCCAGAUCCCCAGGCCUUUCUUUACUCACUCAGUCAUCAGUAACUACUACAUCAUUCGCAGGGAGGAAUUGAUCAGGUUGGCCAAGACCAAAUGGUGUUCAGACUGCCUCAUGAUCGAUGGUUUGGUUGGACAGUGCGGUGAACGUCUGACCAACCUGUGGAAAAGGGAUGAAGGUGGAACGGGCCAGUACCCACCACCUACGCUGCAUGCCUUGCUUGAUAUCUACCUUCUAGACAACAUUGAUGAAACUGCCAAGCAUGCUAUUGUGAUUUACCUGUUGUUGGAUGUCAUGUACUCCUUCCCCAAUAAGGAUGGAACAUCAGUGGAGUCUUUUCCCACAGCUUUUGCCAUCCCCAUCGGACUGGUUAAACUGGUACAAGGACUCUGGUUACUGGAUCAUAAUGACCACCAGAGCUCGUUUGAUCUACUCCUACAUCCAGCUGCUUCUCAGUUUCAUUUCAAGUGGCAGCAUGAGCGGGUCCUGCAGGCGUUGAUGUGUCAGGGUCAGCAGUCAGUGGCGCUCCGUUACUUCCACGUUACAAAGCCUCUGAUUACCUCCACCACCCAGGCCAGACUUUGCCUCUCUGUGCUGCUACACAACAGGUGUCUCAUCGAGGCGUGGUGUUUACUUCGGCAGCACUCUAACCGCUUGAAUAUCACCGAGCUGCUGGGCUUCCUGUAUGAGAGCUGCCAGGAGCUGGGCCUCAUCAAAGAGCUGCUCAAACUGCCUCUGGGCCUCAAUGAACAAAACUGUUUGGAAAUGUUUCUCCAAGGCACAGGAGGUCUUCAAAACAGAGAACUGCUGAUGGUUCAUUACCUUCAACAGGCCAACUACAUUCCUGCUCUGCAGCUCAACCAAACCCUCAAAAUGAACUUGGUGAACGAGCGAGACCCAAAGCUUAAAGAGCGAUCCAACACCAGAAACUCGAUAUUGGACCAGUACGGCAAAGUUUUACCCAGAGUGCAGAGAAAACUGGCGAUGGAGCGAGUCAAGCCCUACCAACAUCCCUCUACCGUUCACAAAGAAGUUUCUCGACCACAGCCGCUGUCUACUAUUACCAAACGUCCUGCCAAUGAGAAGGUGAUGUCCAGAGCUGGAUUCAUCAACAGCGUUUUCACCAAGAUCGAGGAGGUGUGUCGAGGCAGAGAAGUGUCACCGCAGUCCUCGCCAGCAAAGACAUCAAAAGCAGCGGAUGUUCAGGGCUCCAGUUCUAGGCUGUCCGCCCUAGCUUUUCCUGAUCCCUUCCUAGGAACUCCCAUCACCAUGACCUCCAAACGAAAGUCAAGACUGAUUGACCUGGUGGUCCACCCCUCCUGUGAGACUCCUCAGCCUCUCCUCAGUCCUUCCAGACCUCCAAGCUCCUGGGUUUCUCCUAAGAGCAUCAGAAGAGCUCCUGAGCUCAGUUUGCUGCAAACGCCACAGAUCGUCAAACGGGCUCGGGCCUUGGCUGCUUCUGGCCCAGUCUUUUCAGCUUUCACCCCCCAAUCCAUCCUGCGAAGCAGCUUGAGACCUACACCCGUUGCUACUCCGUCUGCCUCUCCAGGGCGCUCCAUCACCCCCCCACUGCGCAGCAAAGAGAGCCGCAUCACCUUCAUUGAAGAAGCAGAGAUCGUUGAAACAGAGAAGGGGAUCCGGUGGAUCAACGGGAUGGCAGCAGACAGUGAGCUCAGCCAGCUAAGCAGAGGCUCCAAAGCCACACACAAGACAUGGUCUUCGCUGCCUGCUGAGGAGGAAGAUGAGGAGGAGGAAGGACAACAUCCUCAUGUAAAGUUCCUACCUCCAGAAGGCGGUGUUCCCUCACCGCAGCUUAGGUACUCUGAGAGUAAGCUAGCGCCCGCCCAGGAAGUAGCUGCAGCAGCAAACCCAUCAGCUGGAGGUCAGACACAUGUCAACGUGAACUUUGACACCAGCCAGACAUCUGUUCUGUCAACAGACACCAGUCUAGAGUACUAUGAUGCUACUCUCUCAGAAGACCCCAAAGGAGCACGGGGACCAAUGGUUGCAGAGGAUGAUGACGAUGAUGUAGUGACACUGAACAUCAAGCCUGUGACUGAAAACGAACCAGAACAAAGGUCUGACAUUACCAUAGAGCAAAGCUUUAACCUCCCAUCAGAGGAUGCAGAUAAGGAAGAGGAGUUUCUGAAGGAAGCAGAGCCCUGUGAGGAAGUCACUGAGGGUGCUUCUGAUCAGAAGGUAUAUGAGGAGGAGAGAGCUGAAUCUAAACGAGAAGAGUAUCUGAACCUUGUCUCAGUGAGCAAACAGGACGAUAUUGCAAGUCCUGACCAAGAGGAGCGAUCUCCUCUCCAGGAAGUUGUUAACCAGCUACCUGAGAGCUCAGACACUGAGAUCAGAUCUGAGGAGCAGCAGGUGAAAGGUGAAGAACUAAACGUUCAGUGGGAAGCACCUGAGUUGAACCUUGAGCAACCCAAACCAUCUGAAGAAGGUAAAGCCACAAACCAAGCAGCACAGGAUCAGCUGCAGACCGCAGACCUGACCGACUUUGUGCAGCAGCACCUGUUUGGUGAGGACCUGUCACUUUCUCUCAGCCGCUCAGCAAUCCACAACGCCUCACUGAGCCAGACUUCCUUAAACAGUGAGUUAUUGGGGGAGGUUGAAGAGGAGGAGCAGCCGCCAGCUGUAGAUCCCUCAGCGUUCACAACACAGAAAUCCACCGUUUCUGAGAGCUCCUCAGAGCCGACAGGCACCGACUCCCACUCUGUGGUGAGUGUGAACGAUAGCGAAGAAUUGUCCAGCUCUGCAUCUGAGGAUGAAGGCGGAGAAGAAGAGGAGGAGUCAUCUAAUCAAGCUGAGGAGGAGGAGGGAGAAGAUGAAGAAGAGGAGGAAGACGAAGUGGAAGACUCCGGUAGUGAGGUGGAGAUCAUCGAUGAGGUUCAGGGUAAUGGGAGGCUGCCACCACUCCAACCCAGUUCAGCCUUCAUGCAGCAGGAGCACGCUCACUUCCUGCAGGAACUUUCAGAGCAGCAGGCGGCUGAGUUCUCUCUGAUCACACCUGGUGCAGAGUUGAAGAUGGAGGAAGAUAUAGAAAGCGAGGUUGUGAUGGUGAGACUCGGCGGACAUGACGGAGGGAUGGUUCCAGACACAGAGCAGAGAUCACCAUACAUGGAGCUCAAACCUUCCACCACUCUGCUGGUUCCCUUCGAGUUCAUGGAAGGACAGCAAGACCUGGUAGACGGCGCUCACUUCGCUCUUCCUGAGCUUCAGCCGAGCGUUGUGGCCGAUGAGCAGCAGCCUGAAACUCACACCGGCUUCACACUGAUGCUGGACACGGAUGAGGAUGGAGUUACAGAGGCGCUGGCUGCUGGGAAUGAUCUGCAGAUGUCUGAGCUUCCUGCCCAGCCUCAGAUACAAAGUGAAAAUCUUUUGGAUAAAUGCGACGUUAUUACUUUGAACACAGAUAACAUAGAAGAAGCUGCUCAAGAAGAAGAAAGAAAAGAGUUCGAGAACUUGGAUCAGAAUGAUGUAUAUGUAGUGGGGGAGGAAGAGCCUGGAAAUGACCAGGCAGAUCUGCAGACUGAAUUUACUGCAGCAAAGCAGGAGACGGAUGACUCUGCAGAGCAGAAAGAUUUAAAAUUGGAAGAAAUUAGAAUAUUUUCUGAAGAUGAGGAAUCUGCUGCUGUAUCGGUUCCAGGAGAACCUCUAGCUGCUGUAAAUGACACAGACUCCACAGCAAAAACAGAAGCUGUUGAAGAGGAGGUGUCAAAAGAGGACAAAACAAUGCCUGCUGAGGAGGUGCCGCUGCCUGAGGGGAACGGGUCUGUAGAUACAGAGAUGGGAAAAACCGAGUCUGCUGUGGAGGACAAGAAACAUGACCACAUAACAUCAUCAGAGACCGAAGCUAGAUCUGAGGAGGAAACAGAGGAGAAACCCAGGAGAAUACUGAGGCAUAGAAAUGUUAAAGAGGAACUGGGGGAGCAGGUUGUGAGUUCAGAUAGUCAAACUGAGAAACAAACCGUGGCCUCUCAGAGAAAGAAAGCUCCCUCUACUCCAACACGGAGGAUGACAAGAGGAAGGAACGUUACUUUUAUCUCUCCUCUUCCUCAGGCAGCAGACGAGAGAGAGCAGGAUGGAAACACAGAGUUUGAUAAACAGAGCAUUGCUGUUCCUGCUACAGCAACUCGUACUUCUAGAAAAGGUCAACCGCUCCAAACCGCCACACCUCGUAGAAGUACUCGCAAAACUCAGCCGGAACUUUCUAAAGAGGAGGCUGAAGGCAUGGAUAAUGAGAUUUCACUUGCUUCAACCUCUAAAACGCCUUCGCCAGGCAGACGUUCGCAUAGAGCCACUGCAACAAGAACCAGCAUCAAAGACAAAUCUCUGACCACAGAGGUAGAAAUCAAAGAAGACAGCCAAGAGGAUGAGGUUGUGAAAACAACAAGGAGUCGCAGAACCAGCUCCAAGACUGAAACUCCUUCCAAAAGCAGCACGACUCAGACAGGCACUCCCAGGAGGUCUAGCAGAAAGAUGGUGAAUACCGGCGAGGUAGAGCCGACACCUCUGGAGGCGGUCAAAGAAGAGAAUAAAGAGGAGCCUGUUGUCCCUCCUGUGAAACGCAGCUCCAGAAAGAUGAGACCAGAGGUCCUGCCAGCAGUGUUUGAAGAAGAUGAGAAAAAGCAGCAACUUUCCAGCCCUGGGAGGACAACUCGACAGUUUAGCCUGAAUGUGUAUCCACAAGUCAAACUGGUUGCUGUGUCCCUUCCUCAGAACAACAGCAAGAAGAGAGAAGCAGCUGCUCCAGAAAACUCGAAAGAAGGCAACGAUCUCUCUGAUUCUGAUCCCAGUAAGAGCGCUGGCCAGUCAAACUCGCGUCGCCUUACGAGAAGCAGACUCUGGGACCACCCCGAGGAAGAUCUGCCCCUGCUGGACUCACCAUUAGAGGUGGAUUCUGAAACUCCUGUUGCAGAUGCCCUCAUCAAGAGACUGAAGGAUGAGGAGGAGAAACGGGAAGGUGGUAUCAUAAUAAAGGUGGAGAGAACCAGGAAAAAGAGCACAAAACCAUCAGUGGAGCAGGUUUCAUGUCAGCCUCCUGUAACAGACGUGGUAGCUGAACCUGCAGAAAACGAGUCCAUUCCAGGAGGACACUCAUUCAUCUACUCGCCCUCCCGACAGCGACAAACAAGAGCUCGUACAGCAGACUCUCCUGAUCCAAGUGAGGACUUGGAGGCUCCAGUCACACGCAGCCGGAGUAGUGUCAAAGGUGCUUCUGUUCAGGAUAAAGUUUCUUCAAAAGAGCAUCGCAUUGAAGUGGAGAAAACAUCUAAAACCAGAAAAACAAGCAAAAACACAGCCAAAUCCAGAGCUGCUUCAGCGUCUGUUCAGAUCGCAGAGGUGGAACUGGUCUCACCUCUGCCCAGUCCGACUCCAACUGAUCUGCUCCCGCGAGCACUGAAGAGGAUUACAGACGGAGAGGUCCCGACCUCCACCAGGAACCUUCGGCGCAAACGCAUAAUGGAAACGGUUUUCUCAAAACCCGUCACCAGAAGGAGGAAACUUUGAGGAGCCUGGAGGUGGUAGUAACCAGUGAACCUCAGAGGGCCAUUUGGUUCAAAUCGUCAUGAGCUGUCAAAAAAGAACGGCCUGAACUGACGAUUGUUCUUCUUGAAAUGCCUCGUAGUGCUGCAGUUUCUCUAAAAACUUUCUCUGCUGAGAGCAAAAUGAAAGCCGUGGAGGUGGGAUGGUUUAUUUCUGGGACAAAACACAACAGAUUCAGUGUGAAGGAGGGUUUAUUUUUGGAGUUUACAUUUCCUUCUCAUGCAGACUUGAUUUCACUUGAUAAACGGCCAUUUUGUUUGGCAUCGUCAGCUUGAGCUCUGGACACAGAACGGCACAAAGAAAAGCAAUAAAUGUGGGUUUUUUGAGGCUCCCAAUGAUAAACUGAACCGAUCUCAUGAAGAGGUUUUAUUCACAUUCUGUUAUUUUAAGGUUUUCUUUUCUUGUUGCUGUUUACUUUUAAAAAUUAAAGGUCUGUUUUUCUGUUCAAGAGAAAAAAGGCAACAGUCUGGUAGGGAUCUAUUUCUACUGCUAGAUUUGUAUAUAGUCAUUUGUUAUGUUCCAAAUAAAGUUAAUAAUUAAAUCCUAAGGAAUUAAGUUUAUUUUGAAUUUGAAGUGUCUUGAAUGCAUUUGAUGAUCACAUCAGAUUGCCUUUGCCAAAGUCUUAAAAUCAAAAUAGAUUUUAGAGAAUUUUGUGUGGAAAACUGCUGCUGUCAGCAGAUCUGGGAGAGAUGUAAAGGAGAAAAAGUGCACAACAAUUUGCAGAUGUAAAAGUAGCUUGGGGUUUGAUUAAUGCAAUUUAUGGCAACAAGUAUCUGAUUCAGACUAUUUUCUGAUGAAUGUAUGUAGAAUGUCUUAUUUUUGAUGACUGCUCUUUGAUAAAUACGACUAAACUUGAAAAAACUCCAGUCUUUUUGGUGUCAGUCUCAUUUUCUCUUUACAGUCUUGAGUGCAGGUGUGACAUCCAAGACAACCAGUGCAUGCAUGAGAAACAGAGUAAAAAAAGAUGACUAGACCUGACAUUUCUGCACAGAACGCAGAAAUUUUAGUGUAUUUUUUAAGUGAUCCCAUCUAAUACCUUUACAGUCCUUUAAGCAUGUUUGCUACUGUCGGUUUUUAUUUGUCCAGCUCUUAAUAAGCAGGAGUUGCACCAAAGUUCUGUAAAACAAUGAAAUAAAAUUAUCAUGAGAAAGGGA
Girardinichthys multiradiatus is the source of this 9025-nucleotide messenger RNA. RefSeq names its product AT hook containing transcription factor 1 (gene ahctf1). The transcript has 40 exons. NCBI's taxonomy places the organism in Eukaryota, Metazoa, Chordata, Actinopteri, Cyprinodontiformes, Goodeidae. Gene Ontology annotation, molecular function: protein binding. The record is from RefSeq and is a predicted model, not a curated record. Bases 258 to 7835 code for a protein of 2525 amino acids.